Molecule: messenger RNA, 2310 nt
Organism: Carassius gibelio (silver crucian carp)
Lineage: Eukaryota; Metazoa; Chordata; Actinopteri; Cypriniformes; Cyprinidae
Product: cell adhesion molecule 2
Exons: 10
Coding region: 248-1450 (400 amino acids)
Source: RefSeq, a predicted model, not a curated record
CUCUGGAGAGGCACAGACUCAGGCAGGGGCUGAAGUGCCACUUUCUCAGCAUUGACAGUGCGGGCAGCAUCUUCUCCCAGCCCGGGUACAGUAACUGCUACACGCGACAUAUCCUUCGGAUCGGGACAGGAGAUUCGGGUUUGCUCCAUCCAUGCGAUCCGAGCCCGACUGAGAGCACCAUCCACCUGGAUAAGCGGCAUCAGCCUCAGUGCAGGGAGAAGACGGACGCAAGCAUCGCCACGAGAAUAUGAUGCUCCACCAGCACUUGCUUUUUGUGCUCUACAGCUUCAGUGGGAUUGUCAUUAAAGAGGCGGCAACGAAAAACAAAGUGAAAGGUAGCCAGGCUCAGUUCCCCAUCACCCAGAAUGUGACGGUGGUCGAGGGCAGCACGGCUAACAUGACCUGCCGAGUGGACUAUAAUGAUAACACCUCCCUCCAGUGGUCGAAUCCAGCACAACAGACCCUCUUCUUCGGGGACAAGAAAGCAUUAAGGGACAACCGGAUUGAGCUGGUUCGAGCCUCUUGGAAGGAGUUGACCAUCAGCAUCAGUGACGUUACCCUGUCAGAUGAAGGGCAGUAUACAUGCUCUCUCUUUACCAUGCCUGUCAAGACCACCAAGGCCUUUCUGACUGUGUUAGGUGUUCCAGCGAAACCAGAAAUCACAGGCCUCUCGAGACCUGCCCAGGAGGGGGAGGACGUCACACUGACAUGCACCACAUCUGGCAGCAAACCGGCUGCUGACAUCCGAUGGUUCAGAAACGACAAGGAGGUGCAAGGUCAGAAGGAGGUAAACGCCAUUGGGAGGUCAUUCUCGGUCAGGAGCACCAUACAACUCAAGGUGGACAGGACAGAUGAUGGAGCAGCAUACACCUGUGUGGUGGAGCACAUAGCUCUGGGCACCUUGCCACACCAGGUUACAGAAGUACUGGAGGUCCACUAUCCUCCUCAGGUAGAGAUUGUGCGCUCAGUAAUAGUACCUCAGGAAGGACAAUACUUCAAACUGGAGUGUGUAUCCAAAGGCAACCCACUACCUGAGCCAGUUUUGUGGACAAAAGAUGGAGGUGAGCUUCCUGAUGUUGAACGAAUGAUUGUGGAGGGUAGAGAUCUAAUCAUAACAACACUGAACAAAACAGACAACGGCACAUAUCGCUGUGAGGCCAGCAACAACCUCGGCACCAACCGGGAUGAGUUUACACUCUAUGUGUACGAUCCCAACGCUCUGAUGCAGCCCAGCCCCGACCACGCGCUCAUCGGUGGAGUGGUGGCCGUGGUGGUCUUCAUCACCCUGUGCUUCAUCAUCGUUCUGGGCCGAUAUCUGGCCAGGCACAAAGGGACAUACUUAACCAAUGAGGCCAAAGGAGCGGAGGACGCCCCUGACGCAGACACUGCCAUCAUCAAUGCGGAGGGGAACCACGCACAUGCAGAGGAAAAGAAAGAGUACUUCAUUUAGCACCUCUGUUUUUUCUGUUCAGUAUUUUCACGGCAACACUGCGAGCCAGCAGAGGAGGCGUUAUAGUCCCUCAUAGCACUAGUCUGGUCUGGCUUUACUCCCUCUUUGUCUCCUCGACUCUAGUCUGAGUCGUUUCGCGAACCUCUUUAAGGCCAAAUUUGACACGCAACUAGCUGCAAAAGAAUGUUGCCUUUGGUUAAACCAAUCGUAACCGUCCAAAAAAUAAAAAAAAACAAAUAAUCAGUUGAGUUUGUAACUGUAACACCAGGUCCAUUUAGGCCAGAAAACCCUAUCCCACCCUUUCAAAAUAACCCCCGUUUGAUUUGCCAAGUGCCAAAAUAUACAGACAUGUGCCUGUCAUGUUUGUUGCUGUGUUUAUUCAUUCAAUUUCCCAGUGAAUACUGAUUUCUCAACUACCCUCACUUGUGCCUGUUAUAUACCUUUUUACAGAUAUUACCAGGGAGCGGCAAGAAAUGUGGUUCAUCUCAAGUCGGAAAACCUUGGCUUUGCCAAUAAUUACGCUUUAAGACAAGAAUACGUGAGAUGUAUAAUGUAAAUAUCAUGUACUGUCUUUGUUUGUGUGUGCGUGUCUGUUGUUUUCCAUUUUGAAAGUGGGUGUUUUUUUGGUAUUUCUUAUUUUUUUUUUUUAAGUACGCCCUGUAAUAAAGAAUGUGCCCAAGAGAUACAGACAAUUAUGUAAUGUACAUACACCCAAACAAGCCGACGGAUUGAAAGUGGCAGGAACUCGAUGAAGCACAAAUGAGAAUUGGUGUGUAGCCAUUAGAAGCGAGAUUAUUUUCUAUCUCCAUCAUACCUGUCUGUAUAUCCUUGCACUGUUAAUACCCCCCCCCCCCCCCCCC